Messenger RNA from Asparagus officinalis (garden asparagus), 2038 nucleotides. RefSeq names its product exocyst complex component EXO70B1-like. Gene Ontology annotation, molecular function: phosphatidylinositol-4,5-bisphosphate binding. The record is from RefSeq and is a predicted model, not a curated record. Gene Ontology annotation, cellular component: exocyst. The transcript has 2 exons. Lineage: Eukaryota; Viridiplantae; Streptophyta; Magnoliopsida; Asparagales; Asparagaceae. Bases 128 to 1657 code for a protein of 509 amino acids. Gene Ontology annotation, biological process: exocytosis.
CGAGCGCUACUUGAAGGCCGUCGACGAUCUCCGGCGAUCUCUCAGCGAUACGGUCACCGCCAGCCCUAGACGCCUCUCAUCCUCCUCCACCUCCACCUCGUCGCCGGCCAACACGCUGCAGAUCGCCAUGGCGAAGCUCGAGGACGAGUUCCGUCACAUCCUUAUCACCAAAGCGAACGAUGUGGAGAUCGAUUCAGUCGAUCUCAGCUGCCUCUCGAUGAACAGCGAUCGUAGCGACAUCUCCGAUGACGAGACCUCGACCUAUCGAUCUACGAAGAGUAUACGAGAGAUCGAUCUCGUUCGGCCUGACGCCAUCGUCGAUCUCAAAUCCAUCGCCGAUCGCAUGGUCGAAGCUGGAUACGGCCGCGAGUGCGUUCAAGUGUACGGAAGCGUUCGAAAGUCGGCGAUCGAUCUCAGUCUUCGCCAUCUCGGAGUGGAGAAGCUCAGCAUCGGCGAGGUUCAGAAGCUCGAGUGGGAAGUUCUUGAGAGCAAGAUCCGACGAUGGAUCAGAGCUGCGAAAACUUGCGUUAGGGUUAUCUUCGCCAGCGAGCGGGGUCUCUGUGAUCGAAUCUUCGAAUCCGAUGAAUAUCCGUUCAUCGAGACGGUCAAAGGAGCGGCGCUCCAGCUCUUCGGAUUUCCCGACGCGAUCAGCAUCGGCCGGAGAUCGCCGGAGAAGUUUUUCAAGAUUCUUGAUCUUCACGACGCUAUCUCGGAUCUGCUACCUGAUAUCGAGGCUGUUUUCAGUUCGAAAUCGUCGGAAUCAAUCUACAGUCACGCUUCAGAUAUCUUGUCUCGGCUCACUGAAGCUGUUCGUGGAAUCUUGUCAGAGUUUGAGAAUGCCGUUCUUCGAGAUCCGUCGAGAACACCUGUCCCUGGAGGUACGAUCCAUCCUUUGACUCGGUAUGUGAUGAAUUAUGUCGGUCUUAUAUCAGAGUACAAGCAGACUUUAUUUGAAUUGAUUGUGACUAAGCCGUCGACUAGUUCGAGGUUUAAUGGGGAUGGUACAGGUGGUGUAGUAAUGGAGAUUGAUUAUCCUGAAUCGGAGAACAGGUCGCCGUUGGCAUCGCAUUUGAUAUGGAUCAUAGCUAUUCUUCAGUACAAUCUUGAGGAUAAGGCAAAUCUUUAUAAGGAUAAUGCACUGUCUCAUCUUUUCUUGAUGAAUAAUGUUCAUUAUAUAGUUCAAAAGGCGAAAGGGUCUCCAGAGCUCAUAGAGCUAAUUGGGAAUGACUAUUUGAGGAAAUUGGCAGGGAAAAUUAGAAACUCGGCCACUAGCUAUCGGAGGGCAACUUGGGUGAAGAUUCUUCACUUUCUGAGAGAGGAAGGUCUUCAUGUGAGUGGAAGUUUCUCAUCUGGGGUUUCAAAGUCGAUAUUGAGAGAGAGGUUCAAGUCAUUUAAUGCUGCAUUCGAUGAGGCACACCGGACCCAGGCAACUUGGCUUGUGCCGGAUGUUCAGCUGAGGGACGAGUUGAAGGUUUCUAUGUCUGCAUUAUUGGUGCCAGCUUAUAGGUCAUUCUUGGGGCGGUUCAGGCAUCAUAUAGAGAGUGGGAGGCACCCUGAGAUGUAUAUUAAGUACUCUGAAGAUGAUAUUGAGGCAGCAAUGGCUGAUUUCUUUGAAGGGAGCCAGCCUAAUCCGCUCAGCAGAAGAAAGACUCACUGAAAUUGAUCUCAAGAAAAAACGGAGUAUAUAAUGGGUGUAGUUGUAGCAGAAAUUCUUUUAAUCUUUAGAAACUCUUCAGAUCAGUCUACGUCAAUAAUACGAUAGAAGUCUUUGAUUUUUGCUGCUAUGAGCCGUCCAAAUGACAGCUGAGAAUACUGAGGGUUAACAACUGUACAUGCUUCUUCUUUAAUAAAGAGUACUAAUCACUUCUCACUUCAGAUUGAGCUGGAAGAAUGGCUUUUGUAGGUAGUGAUAUUGUUUGUGCAUUCUUUUUCGAAGUACAAGUUGUAAGUAAUAACUGUCUUUUAGACAAUUUCUGGUUGUCAUUCUGUUAGCUGAUUUCUGAAGUUGAAGGGCAUAUGCAUCAUAUAUUUGAAUCAA